CAAUAUAAGCGGAACAUGGGCCCAGCAUCCGCAGUCAGCCAUCAGUCAUUCGGUCAUUCAGUGCCCAGUAAAAUAGUGCCCGCUCGCCGCCCAAUACGCACGAUGAGUCGAAUGGUUGUGUUACUAUUUGCAGCUGUAAUAGCUGUUACAGCUACACAGGCAGAAGAGGAAUUGAUAGCGGUCGUUCGCCUGACAUCAUUUUCCUCCGUGAGAAAUGUCACGGGUAAUUUGAAGAUCGUUCAGACUCCUCUGGAUGGACCUGUUACUAUCACCGGCAAGAUCUAUGGACUCACAGAGGGGCCACACGGUUUCCACGUGCACGAGAAGGGAGAUUUGAGCAUGGGUUGCACAUCUGCGGGAGCGCACUUCAACCCUGAGAAUGUCACUCACGGCGCCCCGGAAGAUACUGUCCGACAUGUCGGCGAUCUAGGAAAUAUCCAGGCCAAUUCUGCGGGAGAAGCGACAAUAAAUAUCACUGACAACAUUAUCUCGCUGAGAGGAUCGAACAGCAUCCUGGGACGGUCUAUAGUUGUACACUCCGGCGAGGACGAUCUUGGCAAAGGAAAUAACUCUCUCUCUUCGACAACCGGAAAUUCUGGCGAUCGUUGGGCCUGUGGUGUCGUUGGCAUCGAGUCGCCACCGUACGCCAAGUGGAGUUCUCAUGGCUCAUUUACUACACCGAGCGUAUCGACCCUUGUGAUAUUCUUCCUCAUCGCCACUUAUCAACAUCUCAAGUUCUAACGAUCCCGCGGGAGCUCCAAGUAAUUUCGUGUCUUGUUCAAAGAUAAGUAAAUUGCAUUUGCAUUUACAUCUUGAACUGACGAACAACGAGAGCUGUGACCAUCGAUUAUUCGUCAACAAUAUUAGCAGUCGACAAAAUUUUAAUCAGUUAUAGAGCAUCGCGGAGUAGCGUUAUGUUAUGUUAGCGAUCGUUAUUUUGAUGUAAAUGUGACUUACCGGCCAAUUACUAUAAAUCUCAUUGGAAUAAACUGACGACUGGACGACUCGUCAGUGACGAGUAGUUCGAUUUUAAUUAUAUUUACAAUGUACGAGUAUCUGUAAAACGUCAAACUAUCUGCUCAAAUUAAUACCGACUAAAAGAUCAGUUGUUUAACUUAAAUAACGAUACAACGAAAAUUUUCAUACUAAAUAUAUUUAUAUAUUGUGCAAUAUUAAUAUUAUUUAGAAAUACUUAAUUCACCAUAAGUCUGAAUGAAAAAUAAUUUGUUUAAAACGCGUCUAAUGUGCGUCAAAUAUAUAUCUAUAUAUUGUGAAUUACAUAUUACAAUUUGCAAUAUAUAUUGCAUCUACUUAAUUAGUUAAUUAAGAAUUACAUCGAAUAUAAUUGGUCAACUUGUAAGUGUUGUUUACGAUAUAGUCAGUUUCAUUAUUUGUAUCUUUAAUAUAGUAUGAUGCUAUGAUUUCUUUGUAUUCGUAACGCGCACUUUUGCAGGGUAAACCUAGGCUAGUAUACAGCUACAUUUUUGUUUACAAUUAUAUUCUUCGAUUUUUAAAAUGCAGACACAUUAAUUAAUUAAA
Messenger RNA from Temnothorax curvispinosus, 1539 nucleotides. RefSeq names its product superoxide dismutase [Cu-Zn]-like. The record is from RefSeq and is a predicted model, not a curated record. Lineage: Eukaryota; Metazoa; Arthropoda; Insecta; Hymenoptera; Formicidae. Gene Ontology annotation, biological process: removal of superoxide radicals. Gene Ontology annotation, molecular function: superoxide dismutase activity; copper ion binding.